Oppiella nova is the source of this 342-nucleotide messenger RNA. Lineage: Eukaryota; Metazoa; Arthropoda; Arachnida; Sarcoptiformes; Oppiidae. The record is from the annotation of a GenBank genome assembly.
GUGUCGGCCAACGACGCGUCCCCUCAGAUAGAAAAGGACAGACAGUCCGGACAGACCACGUCCUACGAGACGGCCUCCUCUCAGGGCAGUCGAUACAGUUCUCCCCCAUCUGUCGGACACCAGACCACUGACCGCAAUGACAACGAAUCCAACGUUUCCCGACCCGACGCUAACCUUAAUUCAAAACUGAUGCCAAACAACACGUCGUUAUUAUCACCAAAACUGGUGACCGAAGAGGAAUUGGCGGAAGUGGUGGACCCGGGAGGGGACGGACGGACUCUUUCGCCGGAAUCCACUCUAUCGACGCACAACAGCACUGAACACAACGUCGACGACGACUUC